Myotis daubentonii (Daubenton's bat) is the source of this 1979-nucleotide messenger RNA. RefSeq names its product hyaluronan and proteoglycan link protein 2 (gene HAPLN2). Lineage: Eukaryota; Metazoa; Chordata; Mammalia; Chiroptera; Vespertilionidae. Gene Ontology annotation, cellular component: perineuronal net; synapse. The record is from RefSeq and is a predicted model, not a curated record. Gene Ontology annotation, biological process: central nervous system development; positive regulation of neuroblast proliferation; cell adhesion. Gene Ontology annotation, molecular function: hyaluronic acid binding.
UACCCAAAGGAUAAAGAAAGGGCCCCUGUUGUUUCAACAAUGGGGGAAAGACGGGGACAAUGGGAAAUUGUGCUGCCGAUGGGGUGGGGACAGAGAAGGAAAGGACAGACAGAUAGACAGAUGGGGGGCUGGACAGAAGGGGUCAGGUUUCUGGAAGCAGCUGGUUCCCACCUUGAGAGCCUCUUCCCAUAGGCGAUGCGCACCCAGGCACCGGAGGGCAGAGCAGGACAAAAAGCUGCCAGGCACUGCUCCCUCCAUCGCUGUGAAGAGACCAGCUUUUAACAGACCCAGCUAGGCUGACUCCCCAUCAUGCAAGGUUGGCUCAAUCUCCCCACACUCUGUCACUUCCUUCUCCUGUGGGCCUCCACCACCUUCCACAGAGCUCUCGGGGACCCAGCAUCCUACCGGGGCCCCCACUACCUCCUGCCCCCCAUCCACGAGGUCAUUCACUCUCGUCGUGGCGCCACGACCACGCUGCCCUGCAUCCUGGGCACCCUGCCUCCCAGCUACAAGGUGCGCUGGAGCAAAGUGGAGCCAGGGGAGCUCCGGGAAACCUCGAUCCUCAUCACCAACGGACUGCAUGCCCGGAGCUACGGGGCUCUGGAGGGCCGAGCCAGGAUGCGGAGGGGGCAUCGGCUGGACGCCUCUCUGGUCAUUGCGGGCGUGCGCCUGGAGGACGAGGGCCGGUACCGCUGUGAGCUCAUCAACGGCAUCGAGGACGAGAGCGUGGCGCUGACCCUGCGCCUGGAGGGUGUGGUGUUUCCGUACCAGCCCAGCCGGGGCAGGUACCAGUUCAAUUACUACGAGGCGAAGCAGGCAUGCGAGGAGCAGGGCGGACGCCUGGCCACCUACGCGCAGCUGUACCAGGCAUGGACCGAGGGGCUGGACUGGUGCAACGCGGGCUGGCUGCUCGAGGGAUCCGUGCACUACCCUGUGCUUACCGCGCGUGCUCCGUGCGGCGGCCACGGUCGGCCGGGGAUCCGCAGCUACGGGCCCCGCGACCGGAAGCGCGACCGCUACGACGCCUUCUGUUUCACCUCCACGCAGGCAGGCCACGUGUUCUUCGUGCCCGGGCGGCUGACCCUGUCCGAAGCCCAGGCGGCAUGCCGGCGGCGCGGGGCCGUGGUGGCGAAGGUCGGGCACCUGUACGCGGCCUGGAAGUUCUCGGGGCUGGACCAAUGCGACGGCGGGUGGCUGGCGGACGGCAGCGUGCGCUUCCCCAUCACCACGCCUCGGCCGCGCUGCGGGGGCCUCCCUGAUCCCGGCGUGCGCAGCUUCGGCUUCCCGCAGCCCCAGCGGGCCAGCUACGGGACCUACUGCUACUCCGAGUAGGGCCACCGCGCCCCUUCCGCACGCGGACAGCGCCUGGGAGUCGUGGCGGGGUCUCUUGCUGCCCUUUCCCUCCAGCCUCUCCUCCCGCCAGAUGAAGAGCAGCCCCUCCCGACCCGCCUUCCCGGGCCUCCUGACGGGUCGGGUCGGGUGUCCGGAGGGGAGGUGGUGGCGCCCCGGUGACGGUGACGGUGACGGGGUGUAGCUACGACCCCGGACCUGCGGAUCAAGGCCCCGUGGCGGUUCUCGUGCCCCCAGCACACAACUCAGCCACUGCUAGGGGGUGGGAAGGGGGCGCCCAGGGGACAUGAACUGACCUCUGUAUACGGCAGUAAAAUAACGGGAAGUUUUUGUGUUGGACGAAGCUGUAGGCGCAGCGAGGAGUCGGGGGUGAGGGGGAUGAGCUCGAUAAAGCGUGCUGACUGCGCUCUUGAAGGGCUGCUGCCGCUUCGGGGUGAGCCUGUGGGAGGGUGGCGAGGAGGGAGAGCUGCAGGCACCGAGCCCGGUACAGACGCGGAGAACCCAGGGUGUUCGCCGAGCACCACCAGGGGGCGCCACAAAUUCACCUAAGAUUCCUUCCAAUCCGCCGGAAGCGUUCCAACCCCUAGUCCUACACCCCACCACCGAACAAAUAAAAAGACCUAAAAAUA